Messenger RNA from Priapulus caudatus, 2349 nucleotides. RefSeq lists its product as uncharacterized. NCBI's taxonomy places the organism in Eukaryota, Metazoa, Priapulida, Priapulimorpha, Priapulimorphida, Priapulidae. The transcript has 2 exons. The coding region runs from base 42 to 1496 and encodes 484 amino acids. The record is from RefSeq and is a predicted model, not a curated record.
CGCGCGCCGCCCCGAUCGUGUACAACGCGAACCCGUGGAAGAUGUCGCAUCAGACCCGCCACCAGAUUGCGACGCGGAAGCCGCAGGACGCCGGCGCCCCCCCUCCCGCUGUCGCCAAGUCGGAGCAGUCUGCCGGUGCAGCCCAGCAGGUGGCAGCAGCAUCGCCGGCGAGCAACGCACCAUCCGGGGAACAGGAGCGACUCAGCCUGCAGUACGUCAUGUCGGCCGUACUGGACAACCACUCGGGGGCGCUGCAGGCUGCCAAGUCGACGAGCGAGGCGAGCGGCGUAAUGGCGCCCCCUAGUGCACCGCCGCUGCAGGCGGCGAGCCAGACAGUGAUUACCUCGAUACAGACCGUGCCGUCUGCGUACUCCGUCGCCACGCACACGAUGCCCGCCGCAACAGUGCUGACCCCUGGUGUCCAGAAGCUGGUCCGUGUCGUGUCGGCCGCCGGCGUUUCGCCGCAGACGCAGUUCGUCCAGGCGGUGGCGCCCCCUGGCGGGUGCAUCCAGCAGCUGCUGACAGUCGGCGGCACGCAGUACUUGAUUAACGCAAACAUUCCAGACGGUGGUCAAGCGGCGAGCGCGCCCGUCAUCUCGACAGGUGGCAGCACGGUGGUGGUGUACACGCAGGCAGGUGGCGUUGCAGCGUUGCCGCAGACGCUUGUGCUGCAGGGACAGGCGACGGGGACGGCACUGAACACCCCGCCCAACGUCGUCUACGCCCAGCCCACCAUCGUUCACUCGCAACCCACCAUCGUUCACUCGCAACCCACCAUCGUUCACUCGCAACCCACCAUCGUUCACUCGCAACCCACCGUCGUUCAUGCACAACCCACCAUCGUUCAUGCACAACCCACCAUCGUUCAUGCACAACCCACCAUCGUUCAUGCACAACCCAGCAUCAUUCAUGCACAACCCACCGUCGUUCAUGCACAACCCAGCAUCAUUCAUGGUCAACCUACGGUCGUUCACUCACAACCCACAGUUGUUCAUGCACAACCCAGCAUCAUUCAUGGUCAACCUACGGUCGUUCACUCACAACCCACAGUUGUUCAUGCACAACCCACAGUUAUUCAUGCGCAGCCGGCCAUCGUUCACGCACGGCCGAGCAUUGUUCAUGCGCAGCCGGCCAUCGUUCACGCACGGCCGAGCAUUGUUCAUGCGCAGCCGAGCGUUGUUCAUGCACAACCCACCAUUGUUCAGCCAUCGACGGCGAUUCUGAACGCACAGUCUAUGAUCGUCAAUGCUCAUCCUCUGCAGCCGUCUGCUCAGCGCAAUCUCUGGGAAGCCAUCGGCGUGAUGAAGCCCGCACCGCAGAAGACGCCCGUCGCCAUGGCAACGAGCGAGGACGAGCAGACGUGGAAGGAGAGCAAUGGCCACGUCGACGAUACAGGCGACGACGACGCGGCGCCGCAGCCAGGGGGCGCCGCAGGCGUGAUCAGCAACGGCGACGCGAAUCUCUUGAUGGUUACUCGCGAACAGAACUGCCAGUAGGGGGCGCUUGCGAAGAGGCAUUCCGGAGAUGCGAUUCAGCGAUCAACAGUGGCGAUUUGUUAUUCGCGGCCGGAGAUUGACGAAGGAGUGAGAGCUUUGUGAAUCGGAGCUAGCACCUCAUGCGUUCUGUGCACACCCUGGCGCUUGUACGUUGCGUUAUUUUUAUGUAUAUAAUAUUGUCUCCAGUACACACUCGGAGGAAGGACGCCAUUAGAGCGCGUAUUCGGUUAGAUCCUGUAUUUUGUAUAUGUUAUUUACCUGCGUCAUCCUGUGCAUGAUAGAGCCCUGUAUGCAUCGGAGACGUUGAAGAUGGAAUAAUAGUGGUGGACAGACACGAUGUGAGAGAACGUGCCGUUAUGUGUUUGUGUUAUGUGUUUACUUGCGCCUUGCCGUUCCUCAGAGCUGACAUAUGAAGUGAAUCCAAAUAUCCAAUAUCCUUGCGCUGGGACCCCCCUGUUCAUUGAACCUAGCGGUUAUCGAAUACUGUAUAAACUGUAUAUUUCGCGGUGGUUUAAUUUUCGCGAAUUUCGCGAACGCGUCACCGGCCGCGAAGAUAACAACACGUGGAUAAUGCAUACCGAAUAAUACCGAAUAAUUCAUAAUUCACCGACCGCGAAAUUAACCAUUUGCGAAAUUGUUCGUCAAGUCUGAAUUCGCGAAAAUAUCUGUAUGCGAAAAAUACGGCUUUAAUAUACAGUAGUCGCAUUCCCUCCUGUUAUCGCACACGUUCUUCUGACCCAGGCUUGUUGUGAGUCUUCUCUUUCCCUGACCUGCCUUUCCAUGAUCUUUCCUUCAUCCACCUCUUUAGCUGUGAGCCCCUACACCUCUCCUUCCCUUUACUAUGACUUGAUUC